CAAAAUAUUCUACCAUACCGGAAAUGCACCUUCCCAAACAUUGUUGUGUAGCUAGCGUUAGCCUAGCUACUUGCCUUGAGUGGGGCUCUGUCAUGAAUGAAGUCGAAGCCUUAUUCCAUCAGAAGGAAACUUGUAAACUGUCUGAGGCAAGGCUGUUUCACUUUCAACUAUGUGGCCUGAGAAGUCAGGCCCUGGAUGCUCUCAUCAGUAGUGCUGAAGAUUGGACACAAUGGCACUCUAAAGGACACUAACAAAAAGGCAGCAUGUCUUCAGGUCAUCGGCUGCGAGAUGUAGAGCAACAGCACCCCCUGCUGGACAGGGAGGAGGCUGCAGCGGGUUCCGCAGUAGGGGAGGCGGAACGGGUGUGGUUCAUCCAGGACGGCUGUGGCAUGGUCUGUGCCUUCAUCACCUGGUUCCUGGUGCUCUACGCCGACUUUGUGGUCACCUUUGUCAUGCUGCUGCCCUCCAAGAGCUUCUGGUACGCUGUGGUCAACGGCGUGGUCUUCAACUGCCUGGCCGUGCUGGCACUCAGCUCGCACCUGCGCACCAUGCUCACCGACCCGGGAGCUGUGCCCAAAGGCAACGCCACCAAGAAAUACAUGGAGAGCCUGAAGCUGAAACCAGGAGAAGUCAUCUAUAAGUGUCCCAAAUGCUGCAGCAUCAAACCUGAGAGAGCCCACCACUGCAGUAUUUGCAAGCGCUGCAUCCGUAAGAUGGAUCACCACUGUCCAUGGGUAAACAACUGUGUCGGAGAGAACAACCAGCGCUUCUUUGUCCUCUUCACUAUGUAUAUAGCGAUGAUCUCCACCCACGCUCUCACUCUGAGUGGGUACCAGUUCGUAACCUGUGUCAAAGUCCAGUGGAGUGAGUGCAGUGACUUUUCCCCUCCGGUGACGGUGAUGCUGAUGAUCUUCCUCUGCCUUGAGGGCCUCCUCUUCCUCAGCUUCACAGCUAUCAUGUUUGGCACUCAGGUCCACUCCAUCUGCAAUGAUGAGACAGAGAUUGAGCGUCUGAAGAAUGAGAAGCCCACUUGGGAGAGGCAAGUUCGCUGGGAGGGCAUGAGGAGCGUGUUUGGUGGCCAGCCGUCACUGUUGUGGAUCAACCCGUUUGCCGGUCUCCGACUGCGCCGGCUACUCACCACUAGCUCCAGGAAAGCCGGCGCCGAGUUCUCAGUCUGACCUCUCACAUUAUGAGCAGCUUCGUUAAGAAACUGUCUGGAACAAUCUUUGGAACCGGUCUCUGACACCAGGGUCCUGUUCAUUUAGGCAUCAAACGGAAGAAAACGGAUUGAAACAGGAAAGGGACUAUGCGGACUUGUCCAAUAAGAAACGUACAUUCUUGUUUUAUUUUUGCUAAAUAUUUUCCAUUGCGUGCCCUAAUGAACACGAGCCCGGCUACCAGGAAGACUCAAGUUCUAUACAACCGCAUGGACAAUGGUGCUUCUGAACGUCACGUCUCCCCGUAGCUGACAUGGAGCAGGAAUCAAAAGAUCAAGAGACCCAUCGAAAACUGUUGAAAGAUCAAAUGAAAGUGCGCUGUCGUCCUAAAACGGACUGAAACACAACAUACUACACAGUAAACAUUUCCUAAAUUGCCGCCUAAAGGGAGGAUCCACUAGUAUCUCAGAGGACUGUUCUGUUGUUUAGUUAUUGACUUCCUUUUAAAGACACUAGUUGUUUUCUGCUCUUCCUCACUCCUGGGGGGGGGGGGGGGGCGUGAGUAAAGCCUAAUUUAUACCUCACGAUACAUACAAGAACUCAAUUAGCUACUCAAAAUGACAAUCUUGUACUUGUAUCGAGUUACAAAUUGCUGGACCUGCACACGUCUGCGUAUUUUGGCUACGGAACUAUGUAGGGUCGCCGUUUUACGUAGCUAAUUGGAGAUUUUGCAUCCUGUAUGUAGGGUAUAAAUUAGGUUUAAGUGUCCUUCCCUGGCCAUAGAUAGCUGCACCUCUGGAAAAACAAUGCGCUGGAAUUGGUGUUAACCACUACUAUAACCAUAUCAUACUUUUUUUUAAUGAAAACAGUAUAUUGCUGGAUAUAUUGCUGGUGAAUCCUGUUGUUUUUGCAUACCAAAAAAAAAGUGUUUUUUACCACUUGUAGGAGUUCGAUGAGUUGGGGUGGGGAAUGAGGCAUAUGAAAUAUGAAUAAUUAAUGCCAGCAAGAUGGUAGAGAACUACUAUAAUCAGCAGUUUGGAUUCUGCAUGAGGCAAUCACGUCAACUUUUACUAAUGUGUCUGACAUUUGCUGUGAAGUUGACCAUUUUUAAAGGCAUAGGAACUGGAUUCAUUAGCCAAAAGUUAGCAUCAUGGUUAUUUUUAAUAGGUAGUAAGAAUGCUAUGAUAAUUUAACUGUACUCUAAUUUAAAGGUAAACUCAGUGUUGCACGACGUUAACAGCAAUAUUGGGCCCAUUUCCGCAACAACUAAGAGCGUUGAAGCGCGGGGCUAAACUUUUCUGUUGUUGUGGUGCCGUCGUAGCUACCACUUUAGCAGCGUGAAGCACACCCGUGCCUAUUGGCAGAUACUCUGUGUGUCUCUGAGAGCCAAGUCUUUCAUCUCAGUGUCUUCGGUGCUGGUCGUGGCAACGUCAUAACGCUGAGUCUACCUUUUUUUUUUUUUAAAUGGUAAUUUGUGUGUAAUGGACUAUAUGACUCCAGCAGAGUCGAUGAUUAUCUCAAACAGUCAAAUGCUUACAUGGCACUGUAUGGUAUUUACUUUAUCAAGUCGAAAUACAGUACUGUACACAACCUUAUGAGCUUUCACACAAAAGUAUGUGCAUGUGCUUCCCUCAAGUACUCCAUGCUAUACACUCCUAUGUUAUACUCUCCUAUGUAUACAGGGGAAGUUCCUAUCAUACUGAUCUUAAAAUAAUUCUGAUGAACCGUUAUGAUUUUUUUCAUUUGACAUUUGAUGGACUGGAUAAAGUAAUGUAGGAGGACUUGGCUGUUUUUUUAAAAUGCUCUUGUUAUGAGAUUAUACAGUAUGUUAUGUACUUCUGUUUUGAAGCCUUUCAUGCUAACUUUUUCCCUGGCUCCCGUUUAAAUGAACUUCAUUUCUA
Molecule: messenger RNA, 3058 nt
Organism: Oncorhynchus mykiss (rainbow trout)
Lineage: Eukaryota; Metazoa; Chordata; Actinopteri; Salmoniformes; Salmonidae
Product: zinc finger DHHC-type palmitoyltransferase 7
Molecular function (GO): palmitoyltransferase activity
Source: RefSeq, a predicted model, not a curated record